UUCACCUCGAUUGAGAGAGCUUAGGGUUUGCCUUUUGUGUUUUCUGCUGGAAUGGGCUUGUGGACCUUGCUGGAAGGAUUCCUGCUUCUUGCAAAUGCAUUGGCUAUCUUAAAUGAGGACAGAUUUCUGGGUCCAAGAGGAUGGAGUUUCUCAGAGGUUUCGGCAGGUGGCCGAACAAAAUCUCUCAAAGGGCAACUCACAUCUUGAACUUAAUCAUCGUGGUUGUGAAGUUUGUUUCAGGAUGAGAUGUGAGGUAA
Messenger RNA from Phalaenopsis equestris, 257 nucleotides. RefSeq names its product protein transport protein yos1-like. Gene Ontology annotation, biological process: endoplasmic reticulum to Golgi vesicle-mediated transport. Lineage: Eukaryota; Viridiplantae; Streptophyta; Magnoliopsida; Asparagales; Orchidaceae. The transcript has a single exon. The record is from RefSeq and is a predicted model, not a curated record. Bases 52 to 207 code for a protein of 51 amino acids. Gene Ontology annotation, cellular component: endoplasmic reticulum membrane; COPII-coated ER to Golgi transport vesicle; Golgi membrane.